Strongyloides ratti is the source of this 273-nucleotide messenger RNA. Its product is annotated as ShKT domain-containing protein. NCBI's taxonomy places the organism in Eukaryota, Metazoa, Nematoda, Chromadorea, Rhabditida, Strongyloididae. The record is from RefSeq and is a predicted model, not a curated record. The transcript has a single exon. The coding region runs from base 1 to 273 and encodes 90 amino acids.
AUGGCAGAUAGAGGAUAUUGUGAAAAUUCCUUAUAUAAAAAAAUUAUGUGUACAAAUUGUCCAAAAGAAUGUUUAAAAGAAUGUGAAGUUCCAAAACCAGAUAAAUCAUGUCAUGAUAUUGCAGAAAAUUGUGAAUCAAUUAAGCAUCUUUGUAAUAAUCCAACUUAUAAACCUUUAAUGAGUAAACAAUGUUCAUCUACAUGUGAUACAUGUCCUGGAAAACUACAAAAAAACCAACUACACAUCUUCCAAAAAUUACUACCAAAAAAAUAA